GCCGCGUGCUGGUGUUGGAGGACCCUCCCCGCUGCAGAUUUAACAACAGCAUGAAUCAAGAAAAGUUAGCCAAACUUCAAGCUCAGGUCCGGAUAGGGGGCAAGGGUACAGCUCGCAGGAAGAAGAAGGUGGUACAUAGGACAGCUACUGCUGAUGACAAAAAGCUUCAGAGUUCCCUAAAGAAACUGGCUGUGAACAAUAUAGCUGGUAUUGAAGAGGUGAACAUGAUUAAAGACGAUGGUACAGUUAUUCAUUUCAACAAUCCCAAAGUCCAAGCUUCCCUCUCCGCUAACACCUUUGCAAUUACUGGUCAUGCAGAAGCCAAACCAAUCACAGAAAUGCUUCCUGGAAUAUUAAGUCAGCUUGGUGCUGACAGCUUAACGAGCCUUAGAAAGUUAGCUGAACAGUUCCCACGGCAAGUAUUGGAUAGUAAAGCGCCCAAGCCAGAAGACAUCGAUGAAGAGGAUGAUGAUGUUCCAGAUCUUGUAGAAAAUUUUGAUGAAGCAUCGAAAAAUGAAGCUAACUAAAAUCCUCUGGGUUUUGGAAGCUGGCAUGGACUAGAUUUAACAAUCAGCUCUGUUGUUCCAAAGUUUUACAGACAUGGAGAACACACCUGUUAUUAGUUCAGUAAUAUAAAUAUUUUGUAUAUUAAUGAUGCUGUCUGCUCAGCAGUUCUCGGUCAUUUGAUUUUGCAUUUUGCACUUCUUCCCAGGAUCUAUCUUCCCAGGAUCUGUUCUUUUGGUCAAAAUAUGAAAUAUUGGUACAGUUUGAGGGUGGCUUUUGGUUUUUUUGGGGGUGGAACUUUUGGUGUGUAUGAAUAUGUAUGUGUGUGGGUAUGUGUGUACACAGUGGACAGCAGAUUGGAUAACAGUUAUAUCUAUCCUAUUCCUUCCCCCAAUAGAAAUAAAGCAAAUCUUUACAUUUGUUACUUUUUUUUUCCUAACAAAUACUGCACAUAAUUGAUGAAAAGUGAGUACCUCUGAUUGCAGAGCUGAGGGGAGUCCUUCUGUUAGAAGCUUGGUGUUAAUUUGUUGAAUUAACUUUAAUAUUUUUAUACAUUUCUCUGGAUUGAAAAUGUCCUGAGCUAUUUUGCCACCAGAUUGCUGCCAGAGUCACAAGAUGGGCCCCUUUGGUGUGGCUACCUUAGACUCAUUAAUCAGACCCAUACAAUGUCCUUUUUUAGUUUUCUUCCUGGUGCCCUGCCUCCCCACAUACUGGUCUUUAAAUGAACUGGUCAGCCUUUGAUAUUACUCUUCUCUUCUGCCUAGCUUGAGACAGAAGUUCUCCAUAUAGAAUUGAGAGAGUGCCUAAUUCCUCUUUUUGUUCCUCACCUCGAGGAACAAUGCCAUCAAUGUUUUAUUUCUUUCACAUUUAUAGUUGGUAGAGUUCAAACUGGAAUAGCUAGCAUGUGCUUGCUAAAUAACUUUAUACUCGGCUUAUCCUGUUUCCUAGGUGUUCUUGGUAGCAGGUGCAGGGUGCCUCUCUUUCAGCAAAGGUGAACCUGGGAAUGUCCUUUUGAAUGAAAAGAACAUGUAGGCCAUAUUAUCUCCUAGCAUAAAUAGGCAUUCUCUGAAAUGGUACUGGCUGCAGGAGAGUUUCUUCAGGCAGUUUCCUAUUCUUGGCCUUGACCUUACCUCUGAGUAGAUCUAAUUGAUUGUAGCUGCUCUUAACCCCCUCCUGCAUGCUUAGGAUAGUGCUUCGGGGGAACAGUGGUAAACACAGUAUUUAAUUGCUUACCUUCUUUCUGAGAACUUGGAGGUAAGUUAUAUUCAUUCACUCAGGUUUUCUUCUUGCUGUUCUGAUAAAAGCUUGUGUUUUGACAUAUCAGCAUUUAUUAUAGCCAAUAUUUUAGGAUAAGAUUUAAAGAAUCUGUUGUUUUCUGGCCCAUCACCAAACUAACUGCAGCUUAACCUUGCANCAUGCCAACUUUUGUUUCAAGCUAGAUAUCUUUCCUUGAUAUUUAAGAUGCAAGACCAACAGCAUAUUGAGAGAUUUACAGACAUGAAGGCAAAUCUCCUGUGUUCUUUUUCAUCCAAACAUUUUCAAUUUAUUUUAUAAAUUUGUUGAUUUUUUUCUUGUUAUGUUUUAUAUAUAUGGACGUAACAAAUAACAGUAAUAAAAUAACAGUA
Messenger RNA from Mus caroli (Ryukyu mouse), 2129 nucleotides. Its product is annotated as transcription factor BTF3 homolog 4. Lineage: Eukaryota; Metazoa; Chordata; Mammalia; Rodentia; Muridae. The record is from RefSeq and is a predicted model, not a curated record.